AUGGCCCUGAACGGCGCGUCUCUGAGCGCCGGCGACCGAGGGGACACGAUGGCCCACCGCCCACCCCGCGACAGCUUCAGCCCGCCGGCUUCGGCGCUGGCGAGGGUCUCCGGAGACAGCGCCCUCGUGGCGACCCACCCGGGGCUUCCUCCUCGGCGGGCAACACGGCCCAGCGUCCGGACCGAGAGCCGUCGGGCGCCUGGCAGGGGCUGGAACCCGCCGCGCGCCGGGAAGGGAAGGGACCCGGAUGGAGGGCGCCGAAGCUGCGCGGCGAGAUUCUGCCCGUACCCCGCCCCCGGCGCGGACCGGGACCUGCUGCGGAGCGCGCGGCGCUGCGCCGGCGACCCCACGCCUGUGAUCACGGCCCGCAUACCGCCCCGCCCCUCAAUCAGCGUGUGA
This is a messenger RNA of Pipistrellus nathusii (Nathusius's pipistrelle), 399 nucleotides long. Lineage: Eukaryota; Metazoa; Chordata; Mammalia; Chiroptera; Vespertilionidae. The record is from the annotation of a GenBank genome assembly.